AUGUCCAGCAGAAAGCUGGGAGGUGGGAGGAUUUUGGGUAGUGGGAAGUCAUUGGCACCUCCUGCCCCUCCGUCGCAACAACGAAGUUCCAGUUUCAUUACCCCAUCCGAAAGUACUCUUUCGUUGAGUUCGACUCAUUCGAUAUCUCCUCUUGCGACUUCGCCUUUACCAAAUGAUAGUCAGGAUUUAAAGUCGAGAGUCUCGCUGGAAAAUGGUCGCUCUUCAAGUGUCACCGCUGUGACCUCGAAGCUCCAAUGUCCAAUAUGUAGCGAAGAAAUGAUGACUUUAUUGCAAUUAAAUCGACAUCUCGAUGAUAAUCACCAAGAACUUCCAGAGGUAGAACAAGAUGAAGUGAAGAAUUGGUUCGACAAACAGGUUAUUAAGGCAAAGAAGUUUCAACCAUUAGCAGUAAUAAAUCAAAAACUCAAGGGACUAGAUGUAUUCGAAUCAAACGAUGUACCAACAUCAUCGACUCCUAUACCGAGCACACUUUCUGGAAAUCGCAUGUCAACCCCCGAGCCAACAAGACCAGAUCCCGACGAAGUAAUUACAAGGACACAUUGGCAGAAAUCAGGAUUCAAUGAUAUAUGUACGGAACCUAUUUGCGGGAAAAGACUUGGUGCUGUCAAUGGAAGUGUUAAUUGUAGGAAAUGUGGUCUUCUAUUCUGUGAGGAUCACACAAUGUAUCAAAUUAAACUCUCAAGGUCGGCACAACAUGAACCUGUAAGGGGAUUAUGGUGUAGAGUUUGCGAGACUUGUUUCAAGUCAAGAGAAGGAUACAAUGAUCAUAAUGGUUACUUGCGAGAUCAUACAAACGACUUUAUGGCAAUGAGAAGGAAGCAUGUGGAUAAAGCGUAUUUGGAGAUCUCGAGGUUAGAGAAACGACUCACGAAAUUAACUCAACUACUUGCGAAUCCUCCCGAAGAUCUGGCCAGUAAUGGGACAUUGUUAUCUUUAGCAGGACAGAAGAAUCCGCGCAAAAUCCUUGAACAAUCAGUGGUAACUUGGGAAGAGGAUGCAAAGGUUCCAAAAUGUCCUUUUUGUCAACAAGAAUUUGGUUCAUGGUCAUUUCGACGGCAUCACUGUCGAUUAUGUGGACGUGUUGUUUGCUCAGAUCCUAGAACUGGAUGUUCCUCUGAAAUUGGAUUAAAUGUCACAGCAGUGACUGGCACUCAGUCAGAGAAACAUUCCGAGAAUAUUAGUCUCGAUAUACGAAUGUGUCGCGAUUGUAAAACUACUGUCUUUUCCAAGAAAGAUUUUGCUGCAGAACUCAAGGAGAAAACACCCUUACAACGGGCUUAUGAAAAUCUUCUACAAUUCGAAAAGGGCAUUCGUCUAUUACUACCCAAUUUCCAACGAUUAUUAGUUGCACUUCAAGAUCCGGAAAAACCACCGUCACAUGUUCAACUUGCUGAAGCAGCUAAAGUUCGAAAGAGAUUAAUAGAUAGUUUCGGAAAAUAUGAUCAAGCCGGAAGACGCAUACGUGACUUACCAACCACAUCACCUACUCAACAAAAGAUUCAAAAAUCAAUCUAUCAACAAUCUUCUAGUUUUCUUCAUCUCCAUAUGCUUCCUCUUAAAUCUCUCCCCAAAGUUCUCAAACAUGCUACUCCCUCUUCAAGUCACUCAUCUUUAAGACCUCAGAAUGGUCGUUCCGCUCUCUCAAAUAUCAAAUUCAACGAUACAGCCACAGAAACAUCGUCACAAGUUUCAGAUAUCUCCCAAAUAUCUCAAAUGGAACAAGAAGAAAAGGAAUUACGAGAAAAAUUAAUAGUUUUAGAAGAACAGAAAUUUUUCGUUGAAGGAAUGGUAAAAGAUGCGGGGAAGAGAAGAAAGUUUGAUGAGGUGGAAGCAUUAAAAGCAAAUUUGCAGGAUAUGCAGAGAGAGAUUGAUACGGUUAUGGGGUGUAUUGGACAAUUGGAUUUUGAGGGAGUCUAUAGAAGAGAGAUGGAUGCUGGUGGAAGUGGGAGUGGGAGUGGAAGCGGGAAUGGUAUCUUGGGUUUACGGUGA
Molecule: messenger RNA, 2010 nt
Organism: Botrytis byssoidea
Lineage: Eukaryota; Fungi; Ascomycota; Leotiomycetes; Helotiales; Sclerotiniaceae
Exons: 4
Coding region: 1-2010 (669 amino acids)
Biological process (GO): DNA repair
Molecular function (GO): metal ion binding; DNA binding
Source: RefSeq, a predicted model, not a curated record